Molecule: messenger RNA, 2073 nt
Organism: Sesamum indicum (sesame)
Lineage: Eukaryota; Viridiplantae; Streptophyta; Magnoliopsida; Lamiales; Pedaliaceae
Cellular component (GO): cytosol
Molecular function (GO): protein-folding chaperone binding
Source: RefSeq, a predicted model, not a curated record
CUUGCAAACUUUCUCAACUGUUGGAGCUAAUAAAAGGCCUCGGAAGGCGCUCUGUGUUAGGCUAGCCAUCCAUCCCAUAUAUCAUUCUCUCUCUCAAUCUCUCUCUCAGAAAGAUAUCAUCAUUCAUACCUUCCAUGGGGGAACAUUCAAGAUCACAUUCCCAGGAUCUGUUUCAUGUUCUAGGCUUUGGGAGAUUUUGCAAGGCAUGCAAAUCGUUUCUUUUCAAAUGCUAUCCAGAGAAGCAUUUUCUGCUUUUCAGGAAAUCAGGAAGCAAGAACAAGCACAGAUCAACUGAGGAUGAUAUCAAGACCAAUAAUUACAGAAAUCGAGAGCUUGAAAACAGGAAAGCAGACGAUACAGAUGACAUGCAAGAAGUGCAUGAUUCAGGGCGCGUUGGCGUUGGUUCUCCGCCGCGUUCGUACACGCGCAGGAGUUGCGACGAUCACAUGACGAGAUCGCCUCAAUGGAACCCUGUGGUCUUGACGAGUACAUGUCCGUCACCUGUGUCCCAAGUUCCAAGCAGAGGACCGCAGCCAGCCAAAGCAUCCCUUUCGAGGACGAAGAGCCAGAGAAAUAGCAUGGAGGCACCAAGCAAGAAACCGCAGGCAGCCAAAGCAUCCCUUUCGAGGACAAGGAGCCAGAGGAACAGCAUGGAGGCACCAUCGGCUGCCUUAUCUCGCUCGUUUUCUAGAUGCACCAGCAGACCGGGCGCAACCCCCAUCCUGUAUUCUAACUCAAAUGGGCUCCUAAAACCGCCCGCAAUGGAGCAGCAGCUUGAUUGCACGCUUGAGGAGCUCUGUUUCGGUUGCAUCAAGAAGAUGAAGAUCACAAGAGAUGCAGUUACAGACGAGGGGCAAAUGGUAGAGGAGGAUGAAGUUCUUACGAUAAAAGUGAAGCCAGGAUGGACAAAAGGUACAAAGAUAACAUUCGAAGGCAUGGGAGACGAAAUACCUGGCACUGAUCCUGCAGAUGUAAUAUUUGUAGUAGCUGAGAAAGACCACCCUUUGUUCAGGAGACAAGACGAUGAUUUAGAACUGGAAGUUGAAAUUCCAUUGGUUGGCGCUCUAACCGGUUGCACUCUUUCAGUCCCGUUGUUAGGCGGGCAGACAAUGAGCUUGACGAUCGAUGAUAUAGUCCACCCUGGUUAUGAGAAGAUUAUAGCAGAACAGGGCAUGCCAAAGCAAAAUGAGCCAGCAACAAGAGGAAACUUGGUGAUCACAUUUUCAGUCAAGUUCCCAGAGGAAUUGACAGAAGAACAGAGAUCUGAUGCUGCUAAUAUUUUACAUCAUACUUGUUAAUCAAGGUUUCUUUUUCCUUUUUUUGCCAUACUUGUAAUAGAUUUAGCAUACUAAAGCAAUUCAGUGUAGAAACAGGCAUCUGGGAUUUGGAAUUUUAAGGAAUUCAAACAAUUAACUCUGUGGCUCUUUUACUGCUUAUCUGAAUUUGAAUCUUGGCAAAAGGUUGGUAUUGAAGAAGAUCUACAAGACUAAGCAGACACAAGCCUUUCCCACUUCUUUUAAGGACAACUCUACCAUAAUUAGAUAUUCGUGCAUGCAGUGCUGCAUAAUUGGAGAUGGCUCAUACAUUUCUUUGCAUUUACAAGAAACCGUUCGAACAAAGAGUUGGAAAGUCUUCAGCUGCUGCAUUAGACAGGAUUCUAAACCCAUGUUACUAGCCCCACAGGCAGAUUGUCCCCAUUAUACUCUUAAUCACAAGAGAAAUGUUAUGAAAAUGCUGUCACAAAAAGGAAGCUUUUGCGCAUGCAUUCAACCGAUAAGCGCAUUGGACACUUCUUAUUUGUGUGACUGAUUUGGUCGAGAUUCACAAUUCUCUGAUAACAAACCAUCUAGCAAAGUGCACAACAAAAUUAGGCUAAAAAAUGCUUAGUUCUGCAGCUGCGGAGAAUGAAAUAGAUUAUUUGAUUUUAUACAUUGGAUAUUCAAAUGAGUUAUAGUACUCAGAUUACACCAAGUACAGAAGUUUUUAGCCUUUGUGCUUGCAUUAGAAUGGCUAAAAACAUCUGAAAACAGAAAUGGACCUACUUAGCCACAACACAUCAACUAAUCAUGGGAU